Messenger RNA from Microdochium trichocladiopsis, 2090 nucleotides. RefSeq names its product lariat debranching enzyme, C-terminal domain-containing protein. Gene Ontology annotation, cellular component: nucleus. NCBI's taxonomy places the organism in Eukaryota, Fungi, Ascomycota, Sordariomycetes, Xylariales, Microdochiaceae. The transcript is spliced from 3 exons. Bases 136 to 1926 code for a protein of 596 amino acids. The record is from RefSeq and is a predicted model, not a curated record. Gene Ontology annotation, biological process: mRNA splicing, via spliceosome. Gene Ontology annotation, molecular function: RNA lariat debranching enzyme activity.
GCAGCGCCCCACAAAAUUUUCAACGACGGCUCGUCGACACACCAAUGACAGACCGCUGCCGGCAAGGCCUCUCCCAAGACUCAAGACAGCACAGCGCCGCAAAGACGGCCGCAACCGAGCAAUAUUGCCAGCGUCAUGGACAGCGGGACAUUUGAAACCGAAGGCGUCCGGGUCGCAGUCGAGGGCUGCGGGCACGGCACUCUGGAUGCCAUCUAUGCCUCCGUCGCCAACUCUGCCAAGGCUCGAGGAUGGGAUGGCGUCGAUCUACUCAUUAUCGGCGGUGACUUCGAGGCUGUGCGCAAUGCUGCUGACCUCUCAGUCAUGUCGGUACCGGCCAAGUAUCGCGAGCUCGGAGACUUCCCGGCCUAUUACAAUGGCACCAAGGUCGCGCCGUUCCUCACCAUCUUCAUAGCUGGCAACCAUGAGGCCAGCAGCUACCUCUGGGAGUUGUAUUAUGGCGGCUGGGUCGCCCCCAACAUCUACUACCUCGGUGCUGCCAACGUCGUGCGGUUCGGUCCCCUGCGUAUCGCAGGGAUGAGUGGGAUUUGGAAAGGCUUUGACUACAGGAAGACUCACCAUGAGAGGCUCCCGUUCAGUCAAGACGACAUCAAGAGCUUCUACCACGUCCGGGAGAUGGACGUGCGUAAGCUCCUCCAGAUCAGGGAGCAGGUUGACGUCGGUCUGAGCCAUGACUGGCCGAGAGCGAUCGAGAACCAUGGUAAUGCGAGAGCAUUGUGGAACAUGAAGCCAGACUUUGAGCGGGAGAGCCACGAUGGCAGCCUGGGAAAUCCGGCUGCGGCCUAUGUCAUGGACCGCCUACGGCCUGCGUACUGGUUCUCCGCUCACAUGCACUGCAAGUUUUCCGCCGUCAAAACCUACGACCCUGCCCCAGUACAAGACAGCACAAAUGCAGAUACAGCCGGGGCCCCUACGUCUGCUGAGCCUGCGCAGGCAUCGGCUGCGAUACCAAGCAAUGUCAACGUCGAGGCUUCCGCAAAUCCGGACGAGAUAGACCUGGACAUGGACGAUGAGGAGGAGGAAGGAGCUCCCACCACAGAGAUCAAGGACAGUGUUGCAAAUGAACAGUCCACGGAACCACCCGUAGUUGUGGCUGCCGACCCGGGCCCUUCUACCGUGCCUGAUGCACUCAGAGCCCAACUACCUGCGUCGUUUUCCAAACCUGCGCCGCAGGCUCCAAAAUUACCACCUGGACAGCCAGUCCCUCCAACGAUAACAAACACUACGACCCGGUUCGUCGCCCUUGACAAGUGUCUGCCCGGGCGCAAAUGCAUCCAGCUCGCAGGCUUGAUGCCAUUAGAUUCCACCGCCCUCGCCACCUACCCUCCCGUCGACCAGCCGGAACCUUCGUAUACAGACACGGACACCGCGACACCAGCUCAAACCCACACCCGCUUCAAGCUCCAGUACGACCCAGAAUGGCUCGCCAUCACCCGCGUCUUCCACCCCUCACUCGUGUUCGGCGACCGCAGCGCGAUGCCACCGCCUGACCUCGGCGAAGCGGCCUACUCUGCACAGAUUGACGCCGAACGCGCGUGGGUCGAUGCCAACAUCGUGGCGCAACAGAAGCUCGACGUCCCGCGCAACUUUCAGAUCACGGCCCCGCCGCAUCAGGACGGGGACCCGGAGACCGUCGACUACCAGCCGCAGGAGUAUACGAACAACCAGACCGCCGCGUUCUGCGAGCUGCUAGGGAUCGAGAACCUCUGGGACGCGAGCGAGGCGGAACGUGCGGAACGGAUGGCCCAAGGUCCGCCACCCAGUGAACACCGAGGAGGCUUCGGUGGAGGAGGCGGACGCGGCGGGCGUGGUCGGGGAGGUUUUGGCGGAGGCGGUGGUCGUGGUGGUUAUGGUGGCGGUGGGCGUGGAAGGGGCCGAGGCCGAGGAGGGCGUGGCCGAGGAAGAUAAGAGGAGCACGGACAGCAUUUUAAGCAUUGUCAUAACCUUGACUAUUAUCGGACGGAGUACGAGGAAAUAUCCAAACACCACGCUGAUGUGAUGACUCGAUCAGGCGCCUGGAGCAUGGUCGAUGCUCCUCACCAUGCACACAUGGUUCACGAGAUAGACAAGAC